CACAUGUUCGACAAAUGCAAACACACAAACGAUGGAUCAUAUCGCAGAGAAUAAACGUUCAUUUCUUCAUUUAUGGGAGACAUCAUCAUCAGCUAUACGCUUUGGCCAUAUUUCAUUAGAACUUAAUGACUGUUAUAUCAGUUUUUGGCCAGAAAAGGGAACAACAAGUUGUCAAAUUUUAAACGACAACAAGUGCCCAGCUAGAUGGUACAGCACUUUCGAAGAGGAAGUUCGGGAUAACGAAAAACUUAUACCAAUUUCGUUGGCUGUGUUCGGACUUGAUAUAAACGACGUAAAAUUAUGGUUGAAGAAAUUUAAAUCAGACGAUCCUAAAUAUGAUGUACGCGAACAAAACUGUGCGUCGGUUGUGUAUAAAGCGCUCCAAGCUGGAUCGGUUUGGUUUGAAAAGUAUGUGAAGGACUGCAAGGGUAUCAAGACUCCGAGACAGAUUUUUGAGUACGUUAAAAAAGGUUACAAUACAAACACUAAAAUAGAUUGUGGAUAUAUGUGUACACAUUGCCUAUGUUUAACACCGUAUACAACCUUUGGUUUCUUUUCAUUCUACUUUUACAAUGCAUAUACGUUCUGCUUAAGUAAACUGAAGAAAGAUGUGGAGUGUAACAAGAGAGAUCAACUGGUAAAGGUGUCUUGUUCUGAAGAAGACUCUAUGACUGUCAGUACAAAUAAAGAUGUGCCAGAAGAAGAGAAACCAAUUCUGGAAGAUAUUGACUACUCAGAGAGGAUUAUAGAUCUACGUUGCAAAAAGGAAGCAAAAAUUGUGUCCCUUUCGAAAAAGACAUUCAAAUCAGAGGAUGCUUCUGUAAUAGAUCUUGGCAAUAAAUUCAGAAAAAUAACUGCACGCCAGGAACAAGACACUGGGUGUUAGACUCGAGACUUAUAUAUGAACACAUCUGCGGAUGUUUCUAAAUUCAAAAGUUCACCAUUUUCGUGUUAAAUGUUGAAUUCUGCUUAAGCCGGUGCACUUUCCAGUAUCGUCCAUGAACAGAGACUGCAACAUUUUCAAUUUUGUUGUGCUGGACUUUCUUUAGGGAUUCUGUUUUUCUCUAUCUUAUACAAUGGGGUAUAAACACUUUUCCAUGAGUAGACCUGACAAGGAAUUACAGUGGCGAGGAUUAUGUUUGACGUUACAGUUCAUUGACAGAGAUUUUAUUCAUUUCGGAUUCAAUGACCUUGGCAUACAAGCUGUAGAAAUAAAAUCUAUUGAACUUCCAAUGUCAACCAAAUUCUAAAGAAGUAUAAUGCCAGUUUUGAUGUCUGAGACACGCCCGACAAAUGAUGAAACUGAUAGUGUACAGAAUUUAGACCAUUUUCGAAACGGGAGCAGAAAAAAAUUGGCUUCAAUGAUAUCGAUAGCAUUGGUAAUUCAACAUCUUUAUGUGUUAUGUUGAUAUAAACACCAAUGAACUGUGAUUAUCAGCUUGUUGACUGUGAUACGAAAAAACAACAACACAAUGAACUGUGUUAUAAUGAUAAACAGCCAGUGGACUGUGGUACAAAAAAGUUGAAAAUCAUAGAAUUGUGAAUAUUAAAAAAAACAACAAAAAAAAA
Messenger RNA from Ruditapes philippinarum (Manila clam), 1569 nucleotides. RefSeq lists its product as uncharacterized. NCBI's taxonomy places the organism in Eukaryota, Metazoa, Mollusca, Bivalvia, Venerida, Veneridae. The coding region runs from base 32 to 886 and encodes 284 amino acids. The record is from RefSeq and is a predicted model, not a curated record. The transcript is spliced from 2 exons.